Nicotiana tabacum (common tobacco) is the source of this 2013-nucleotide messenger RNA. Its product is annotated as putative aspartyl protease At4g16563. NCBI's taxonomy places the organism in Eukaryota, Viridiplantae, Streptophyta, Magnoliopsida, Solanales, Solanaceae. The record is from RefSeq and is a predicted model, not a curated record. Gene Ontology annotation, cellular component: extracellular region.
AACCUCCCUUCGGCUUUCCCCCACAAGAACCUUCCUCCUCUACAACCCCUUUAUAUACCUAUCUUUUCUUCCUCUCCUUUUUAUACAAACAAAAAUUGAUCCCUCUCUUUCUUUCUCUGUGUACAGAAAAGAUAAGGUCGAGCGCAUAGUGUUUCAGUUGUAUAUUCAUUUCAAAACAAAAUACUCUGUUUCUGAACCUCAGUUUGCUCUGUUUUCCCCAAUGGCUUCUUCCUCUGUUUUCUUCACUCUUUUCACUUUCUUCUCACUCUUCCUUUUCUCCUCCUCCGCAGAAACAUUAGUUUUCCCUUUAACACAUUCUUUCUCGAAAACCCAAUACAACAGUACUCAUCAGCUCCUCAAAUCCACCUCCGCUCGCUCCGCCACUCGCCUCCACCACCACCGUCAAGUCUCCCUCCCUCUCACUCCAGGAAGUGAUUACACGCUCUCCUUUUCCCUUGGCUCUCAAACUAUUUCCCUCUACAUGGAUACUGGAAGCGACGUCGUUUGGCUCCCUUGCCACCCUUUUGACUGUAUUCUAUGUGAAGGCAAGUAUAACCCUUGUACUAUCCCUAACCCGGGCCCACUUAAUCUCACCUCUGCUGUCCCCGUCACGUGCAAGUCACGCUCCUGCUCCGCCGUCCACUCCUCUAUGUCUUCCUCUAACCUCUGCGCUAUGGCGAAAUGCCCGCUCGAAGACAUUGAAAUUUCCGACUGUAAAUCUUACACGUGUCCACCUUUUUACUAUGCUUAUGGCGACGGGAGUUUCAUUGCGAAAUUAUAUAGCGAUAAAUUAUCAAUGCCCACGUCAUCGCCGUCGUCGCUAAUUUUGCAUAAUUUUACGUUCGGCUGUGCUCACAGUGCACUUGGUGAACCUAUUGGAGUAGCUGGUUUUGGCCGUGGGAGACUUUCUUUACCGGCUCAACUCGCUAUUAACUCACCGGAAAUCGGAAAUUUCUUCUCUUAUUGCUUGGUUUCUCAUUCUUUUGAUACUACAAAAGUUCGUAAACCGAGUCCGCUCAUUCUCGGUCGUUACUCAGUUGAUGAAAAAAUGAAGCAAAUGAAAGAUUACGAAAUUGGUUAUGCUUAUACUCCUAUGCUCGAAAAUCCAAAACACCCGUAUUUUUACUGCGUCGGACUUGAAGCAGUGACUAUAGGGAAAAUGAAGAUUCCGGCGCCGGCGAGUUUGCGGCGAGUCGACGGCAGAGGAAACGGGGGAAUGGUGGUGGAUUCUGGUACGACUUUUACUAUGUUGCCGCAUGUGUUUUAUGAAACAGUGGUAACUGAAUUUGAUAAACGAGUUGGACCGGUUUAUAAGCGAGCGAACCCGGUCGAGGAACGAACCGGGCUUAGCCCGUGUUACUAUUUGGAUAAGGGUUCUUCAAAUGUGCCACAGCUGCUUUUACAUUUUGGGGGUAAUUCCAGUGUGGUGAUGCCUAAGAGGAAUUACUUUUAUGAAUUUUUGGACGGUGGAGAUGAUGGGAAGUUAAAAAGGAAAGUGGGGUGUGUGAUGCUGAUGAACGGUGGUGUUGAAGAGGAAAGUGGGCCCGCUGGGUUAUUGGGUAAUUAUCAGCAACAAGGGUUUGAGGUUGUUUAUGAUUUGGAAAAGAAGAGAGUUGGAUUUGCCAGGAGGAAGUGCGCAUCUUUGUGGGAUGAUUUGAACCAGCACUAAUGUGCACCUUUGCGUAGCUGAUCAGAUUCGACGUUGACUUUGACUUUAUGGUGAAGUCAAAUUGGGUCGGACUACUUGAUGAAAUGGGUCGGGUAAGGAUCCAUGGAUAUUUUGGGAAUAAGAAGUGGAAUGUGGUUGAUAUUUUUUCUAUUUUGUCAUUGUAUAGCUGGAGUUUUGGUACAUAUUAGACAAAAAUAAUUUGAAAUAUAGAAGGGAGAAAUGAGGCAAAAUGAAUAAAAUGUGUAUGUAAAUUUGUGGCAUUGGAUUUGUUAAAUUCUUUUUUUGUUUUUGUAGAUUAUGUAAACUGGUGCUGAAUGUAAUUAUUUUUGAAGAUAUUUAUGAUA